This is a messenger RNA of Loxodonta africana (African savanna elephant), 4193 nucleotides long. It is a transcript of the gene B4GALT1, whose product is annotated as beta-1,4-galactosyltransferase 1. The transcript has 6 exons. Gene Ontology annotation, biological process: protein N-linked glycosylation; carbohydrate metabolic process. NCBI's taxonomy places the organism in Eukaryota, Metazoa, Chordata, Mammalia, Proboscidea, Elephantidae. Gene Ontology annotation, molecular function: cytoskeletal protein binding; beta-N-acetylglucosaminylglycopeptide beta-1,4-galactosyltransferase activity. Bases 165 to 1355 code for a protein of 396 amino acids. The record is from RefSeq and is a predicted model, not a curated record. Gene Ontology annotation, cellular component: Golgi apparatus.
CCGGAGUCUCCGUGUUUCGCCGCCUGCUAGCCGGCGCCGCGCUUCCUCGCCUUCCCUUUGCCCCUGCCCUAGUCGGUGUGAUCGGUAGCUUUUGGCUGGCGGCCCGCGGGCGGGCCGCCCUGCCCACUUACCGCUCACCCCCCUCUUAAGCCGGCGGCGGGAAGAUGAGGUUUCGGGAGCCUCUCCUGGGCGGCAGCGCAGCGAUGCCGGGCGCGUCCCUGCAACGGGCCUGCCGCCUGCUCGUGGCCGUCUGCGCGCUGCACCUCGGCGUCACCCUCGUCUACUACCUGUCCGGCCGUGACCUGAGUCGCCUGCCCCGGCUGAUCGGAGUCCCCUCACCGCUGCAGGGGGGCUCGAACGGCGCCGCCACCCUCGGGCAGCCCUCCGGGGAACUCCGGCCCGGAGGGGCCUCGCCACCGCUGCCUUUAGACGCUUCCUCCGAGCCGCGCCCCAGUCGCAGCCCCAGCCCCAGCGCCGGCGCCGGCGCCGCGAGCAACUUAACUACGGCCCCAGUGCCCCUCACCACAGCACUGUCGCUGCCCGCCUGCCCUGAGGAGUCCCCUCUGCUCGUCGGCCCCAUGGUGAUCGAGUUUAACGUGGCUGUGGACCUGGACCGUGUGGCAAAGAAGAACCCAGAGGUGAAGGUGGGCGGCCGCUAUGCCCCCAAGAACUGUGUCUCUCCUCACAAGGUGGCCAUCAUUAUUCCGUUCCGCAACCGGCAGGAGCACCUCAAGUACUGGCUAUAUUACUUGCACCCAAUCCUGCAGCGCCAGCAGUUGGACUAUGGUGUCUAUGUUAUCAACCAGGAUGGAGACUCCAUGUUCAAUCGUGCUAAACUCCUCAACAUUGGCUUUCAAGAGGCCUUGAAAGAUUAUGACUACAACUGCUUUGUGUUUAGCGACGUGGACCUCAUUCCAAUGGAUGACCAUAACACCUACAGGUGUUUUUCACAGCCACGGCACAUUUCUGUAGCCAUGGAUAAGUUUGGAUUUAGCCUACCUUAUGUUCAGUAUUUUGGAGGUGUCUCUGCUUUAAGUAAACAACAGUUUCUCACCAUCAAUGGAUUUCCUAAUAAUUACUGGGGCUGGGGAGGUGAAGAUGACGACAUUUUUAACAGAUUAGUUUUUAAAGGCAUGUCUAUAUCUCGCCCAAAUGCUGCGGUCGGGAAGUGUCGGAUGAUCCGCCACUCAAGAGACAAAAAAAAUGAACCCAAUCCUCAGAGGUUUGACCGAAUUGCACACACGAAGGAGACAAUGCGCUUGGAUGGUUUGAACACACUCACCUACAAGGUGUUGGACACACAGAGAUACCCAUUGUAUACCAAAAUCACAGUGGAUGUCGGGAAGCCGAGCUAGCAUUUUGAUACACUAAUAAGAGACUGAAAAUGGCCAGGGACCUCUGCUGUGUCCCUGCCAAUCCUCUGGGCUGGUCCCACUCUCAUUUUUACCAAUCAGAGUGAUAGGCCCCCCUCAUCAUUCAGAUGCCUUUCCAGAUGACCAGGACGAGUGGGAUAUUUUGCCCCCAAGUUGGCUUGGCAUGUGACUUCUUAGCUGUACACGGUGUUUGUAACUGUAGCAACUGUCAGCAUUUGGGGGGCUUCUCAUCAUGCUCACAGUGUCACCCCAAAGAGUCAGAACUGUAUACACAGCCAAAAAUUUGGCGCCUGGGAUUCAUUCCCAGCUAUAAAACUGUUAAAUUAUUAUGAAAUACGUAAGAAUUUUGCUUUAAAUUGUGGUUUGUAGUGUUCUCGUUACAUCAUGAAAGAUUGGAGCGUGCUGCUGAAAUUGGACUGGCGGAUAUUUUUUUGGUUGUCGUAUUUUAGCAACAAACACAACAUUUCAGCCAUUCUCUUUUUAUCGUCCUCCCCCCACACACCUUCUUUCAGUGGUAUGCAACUAUUACAAUCACUGUGUGUGUCUUUUCUUAGCAAAAGAAUUUUAAAACUUGAGCCUUGGACCUUUUGUUCUGCUAAAGUGUGAAUUCCAAGGCAAGUUUAGCCAUCAGAGCAAAAGGCUUGGGUGUUCUCACAUUCAGUGGCCUAUUUCCAGAUUGUCUGAUUUCUGAAUGUAAAGUUGUUUUUUUUUUCUUUUCAUUAGCGGUUUGUAGUACUUUAAAGAAAGAACAAAUCAGGUUCUAAUUAUGAUCUAGCUUGAUUUUUUGUUGAUCCAAAUUUGCAUAGCUGUUUAAUGUUAGGUCAUCACUAUUUUUCUGACCAUGCUAUGUAAACUUGAAUUUCCUAUGUAUUUUUAUUAUGAUAUUUUAAAUGUGGGAGGGGAUUGAGCAUUUUUUAGGGAAAAAAAUAAUGUAUGCUGUUGUGGGCAUGAAUGGGCCUUCAAUUUAGCUGUCAGGGCAGGUUAUGUGAAGAGCUGCCUCUGGUCCCUUAAGGAGGGCAAAGCCUCCCUAUCAGCUCUAUCCUGUCAAACCUCUGGGGCAGGGACUCUGUGACCUGGGGCCCUCUGCCUGCUGGGCAGAGGGCCACCCCCCUCACCUCCGCUGGCAGGGCAGAGGGAAUCUCAACCUCCUUGGACUGACCCCUGGGCCUCCUCUCAGGGCCCAUGGCUGUGGAGUUGUAAAUAACAGCAAUCAGGUUUACCAGCCCUUAGUGCCUCCCGCGGGGGCAGGCUGAGGGGACCGUCAAGUUCUGGUACAUGUGGAGGCUGGGGGCCGCCUCCCUCAGAGGCUGCAGGCUCACCACCCACACUCCCUGGCCCACCCUGAAUUUCCUGUUCUCCUUCCUCCCCAUUCUCUUCCCCUGCCUUUCUCCUUCCUUCCUUUCCCUUUUCAUUACUUUGCCUCUUGCCUGUUCCCUAAAACUUACUUGUGGCACUCAGGGUUAAACAGACUAUUCAUUCUCCAGUGUGAAUGUGCCUUUUAAUUAGGGAUCUACGAAGAAGUUCAGCUGAACCCAUUCCCAACUUCCUCACAAGAACUCUGGUGCCUAAUGCCUCUCCUUGCCCCUCAAGUUUUUAGCAGGUGCUCUAGUGAGCAGCCUCACUCUAGUCAGGCUAACUCUUAGGGAUGCCUUCCCCAAAUCCACCUCUUCUGGGAGAUGAUGUUGAGUCGCCUGGGACAAGAUGGCAUGAGGCAGUUCCUACCACUGAGCACCCUCCCCAGGCCCAGCCUCACCUCAGAUCACCAAACUCAGCAGGCCUCAUCCUAGGUUUGGGGGGGACUCCCACCACUGCCCCUAGGCACCAGCCCUCAGUGUGAAGGCUGAGCUGGUGCCCGAUUCCAGUCUUACCUGUGCCUUUAUUGCUUUGAGCAUCUCAGAUGCUAACUUGGUUCUUGUUUCAGAAGGCUUGGUAUUAGUUAAAAAAUUAUUUUCCACUGCAGAAGCAGCUGGGUUAUGUGAAGAGUAUUUCUGUCAGUUCCCUGCUCCUUCAUAAUGAUGCUAUUAGAACUAGGAAUGAGUGCACUAAGAGGGAACUUGAGAAAAUACAAAGAACAAAGACCUUCUUUCUGUGCCCGGAUCCCAACUUUUCCAAAGUGCCUUAAAAGAGACAAAUGCCCUGGGUGGUAAUGUCUCUGUAACUUUACUCUUAAAACAAAAUUCUGACUUUUCCUUUUUCUUUCUUUUUUUUCUGGUACGUAUUCCUUCAUGUUCAGUGGGAAUAGUCAAGCAUGUGGUUCAUUCACCUGUUCCUCCCACCCCAUUUGCAGACCUUCAGGUGCUCUCCUGCCCGCCCCCCCCCCCCCCCCAGGCCCACAGCACACAUCUAUGAGAUGCAGGUCCUGUUUCCACCAGGCGAUUUCAGGGCUGUGGCGCAGGGACCAUUUCCUUUGCCUGGGAGUCGUAUCGUGAAGUUGCCUUGUGCUAUGCCUUUCUCUGCUCCUGUCUAGCCUGUUGCUGGUGACCCUGUUUUAAAGUGGCCUUUGGGACAGAUCAGAGGGCAGCUGUGGCACAGGAGGGUGAAGGAAGUGCUGGUGCUGGGUCUCAGCAAGGGCAGGGUCUGCUGACGUCCAAGUGGGGAGUGCAGUGCCCUCACAGCCAGACGACAGCAUUCACAGUUCACGUCCUCGAGACCUGUUUUGCUGUGUAUUUUGAUUUCCUGUGUAUGCAAAUGUGUGUGUAUACCAUUGUGAUGGAGGGAGGGUGUGUGUCUGACCUUGGUGUUAAAAACAGACAGAAACUGUAUUUUUGCCUUUAAAAUCCAGUAAUAUAACGUGAAUAAACGAUCCUAUCUUUGUAACCA